AAAUUCCUCCCCAAAAUGUCCUUUCCAAACAGCUCUCCUGCUGCAAAUACUUUUUUAGUAGAUUCUUUGAUCAGUGCCUGUAGAAGUGACAGUUUCUAUUCUAACAACGCCAGCAUGUACAUGCCACCUAGCUCAGACAUUGGGACAUAUGGGAUGCAAACCUGUGGACUGCUACCAUCUCUGGCAAAAAGAGAAGUCAAUCACCAAAAUAUGGGUAUGAAUGUACAUCCCUAUAUACCUCAAGUAGACAGUUGGACAGAUCCGAACAGGUCUUGCCGAAUAGAGCAACCUGUUACACAACAGAUCCCCACUUGUUCAUUCCCUACAAAUAUUAAGGAGGAAACCAAUUGCUGCAUGUAUUCUGAUAAGAGAUCAAAAGUCAUUUCUUCAGAAGUGCCAUCAUACCAGAGGCUGGUCUCUGAGAACUGUUCUGUUGAUAACUCUGAGGUUCCCGUCCCAGGAUAUUUUAGAUUGAGCCAGACUUACGCCAGUGGGAAACCCCAAGAGUACAAUAAUAACCAAGAAACCAGUUCAUCCUUAAUGUUACAGCUAAACCCCCGCGGCAGCUCCAAACCUCAGCUAUCUUCUACACUUCAGAUGGAUAAGAAAAUGAAUGAAAACCCGAGCAGCCAAGACUCUUCGAAAGUCCCUUCUGUGGAAAGUCCAGAGUCCAAGUCUGCCCUACAGGAGGACAGGAGUUGCCUGGGUGAGGUGUCUGUGUCCAGUCCAGAAGUACAAGACAAGGAAAGUAAAGAAGAAAUCAAGUCUGAUACUCCAACAAGCAAUUGGUUAACUGCAAAGAGUGGCAGGAAGAAGAGAUGUCCCUACACAAAACACCAGACAUUGGAGUUAGAGAAAGAAUUCUUGUUUAAUAUGUAUCUAACGCGAGAGCGCCGCCUAGAGAUCAGUAAGAGUGUGAAUCUCACUGACAGGCAGGUCAAGAUCUGGUUUCAAAAUCGCAGAAUGAAGCUAAAGAAGAUGAGCAGAGAGAACCGAAUUCGUGAACUGACCGCUAAUCUGACUUUUUCUUAA
Pseudophryne corroboree (corroboree frog) is the source of this 1032-nucleotide messenger RNA. RefSeq names its product homeobox D10 (gene HOXD10). Gene Ontology annotation, molecular function: RNA polymerase II cis-regulatory region sequence-specific DNA binding; DNA-binding transcription factor activity, RNA polymerase II-specific. The transcript has 2 exons. The record is from RefSeq and is a predicted model, not a curated record. Gene Ontology annotation, biological process: regulation of transcription by RNA polymerase II. Gene Ontology annotation, cellular component: nucleus. The coding region runs from base 16 to 1032 and encodes 338 amino acids. Lineage: Eukaryota; Metazoa; Chordata; Amphibia; Anura; Myobatrachidae.